AUUUUGAUUAAUGAGAAGGGAACUUGACAUUCGAAUCAACUGAACUUUAUUCUGAUCUUUGUCCACGCCAAUCCAAAUAUCUGAUCAAAGAUCAAUUAGUUGUUCCAUAAUUGGCCCAUAUAAAACCAAACAAAACGUAGCUGUUUGCUUAUAAACCAAAAUACAGUGAAUACGGUUUUAUGUUCAACAUGUUUGGUUUGAUUCUUGUUUUGUGCUUGUCGCAUAAUAAGAUGAUGGCAGCAUCUGAUUCUUUGAAUACGAGUAUUCCUGAAAGGGCGACUCCACAAGGUGCAGAUGCGACAGUCUUGCGACAAUUGCUUAAUCAAGAAACUUUGAUAAGAAUGUCCGUAGAAAAAAAUGUUCACGUGCUGAUGAAGGAUAUGGUGUCACUUAAGGAUUCCCUGUUAUCUUUACAAAGCGAAAUGGCGGGAAUUAGGCAGAUAGCGAAAGAUGGAAUAGCUGACUCCAAAGAAAAAAUAGAAGGUUUGAAAAGUGAGUUACAAAGUUUGAAAGAAACCGGAGAAAACUUAGAAGAAAGGCUGGUGGAGCAAAACAAAACUGGUUUGAAUUUGUUUGAUAAGUUUAUGAAAUUCAAGAAUGAAAUGAAUGGUUUCCAAACUGAUAUUCAGACUAGUUUUGCUCAAAACAACAAGAACACGAGCGAAGUACUGUCAGACAUAAAGGUGCAAGUUCGAUUGUUGUCUACAAGUCUGAUGGGACUUGACCAGCGUGUGAAACAAUUAGACCAGACAGUCCCAACACGCUUAGAAGAAAAAUACAAGGUGGUUUCAAGUCAGAUGUCCAACAUCUCAGCAAAUAUACUAGAGAAAACCAAUGAAUCCUUGCACAGUUUAAAAUCUGAAAUUGCAGAAACCAAGUAUGAUCAGCUCAAGUUAUCGGCCGCCAUCUUGUCCCUUGAAUGGUUUCGGAACAACAUCUCCAGUGGACUGAUUGAUUCUAAGGCUCCCAUGGUCGUUGCUUUCACCGCUGGAGUGACAGAAAGUAAAAGGUAUUGGAGCUCCGGAAACUUGAUUUUUUCCACCAUUAUCUACAAUGAAGGUGGGGCAUAUGAUGCCUCGACCGGCGUCUUUACGUCACCGACCGACGGGAUAUUUGUUUUUUACGUCACAAUCACCGCAUACAACUCAAAUACUAUAUACGUUGACAUAGUUAAAAACAGGUCUUCUUCUGUUAGAGCGCUUGCAUAUGGAGGAACUUCCCACCAAACUGGAACAAACAUGGCGGUUUUCAGUUUGGGACGUGGUGACAAAGUCUGGGUAGAACAGCAUUCGGGACAAGGAUUCUACACUGCUUCGACACCAAUCACGUCGUUCACGGGUUUCAUGAUCUCUUGAGAUCAUAAUCUUAUUAUUUAAAUUAAAGGAGAGGAGCCUUCAUGUUUAUGAAAUCUGAGAGAUUAGUUCUUUAAAAAAAGCUCUAUACAAAAGCUUGGUUUCUAUUUGUCAGACUUUCAUUUUCAAUGAAAUAAAAUAAAUGUAAAAUUUUAA
Molecule: messenger RNA, 1508 nt
Organism: Magallana angulata
Lineage: Eukaryota; Metazoa; Mollusca; Bivalvia; Ostreida; Ostreidae
Exons: 3
Coding region: 180-1355 (391 amino acids)
Molecular function (GO): protein binding
Source: RefSeq, a predicted model, not a curated record